This is a messenger RNA of Prorocentrum cordatum, 2449 nucleotides long. The record is from the annotation of a GenBank genome assembly. NCBI's taxonomy places the organism in Eukaryota, Dinophyceae, Prorocentrales, Prorocentraceae.
AGCCCCUUCGGCUCCAGCCACGGGGGCCCCGCCGCCGCCUGCGCCUUGGGGCGGCGCGGACCGCGCUUUCACGCCGCGGCGACCGCGGCUGCCGCGGCUGCCCGCGCGGUCCACGCAUGCGGCUGCCGCCCCCGCGGACGCGGCGCGGGUGCCUCUUCUGCCUGUGCGCCGCCGCUCCGCUCGGAGGCGGGCACGGCGCCCUCGAGGGCGCCUGCGGCGAGGGGUGGCAGCUCGAGGCCGUGGCCCGCGAGUGCGAGGCCGUCGCGGCGAGGCCCCGCGGCGCCGACGCGCCCGCCGCCGCCCCGAGCGCCCGUGGGCGGGGGCUGCGGGAGCGGCAGGGCGCGCCGAUCUCCGUCGAGGUGUUCUUCCUGGCGACGUGCCCGCACUGCUACCACUUCGUCCACAACAGCCUGCUCCCCUUCCUCGACGCCGGGCUGCCCGGGGGCGGGGUGGUGGUAACUCUGCUGCCGCUGCUGAAGGGCAUGUCGAGCUCCGACAGCCGCGGGAUCACGGACGCAUGCUCGCUGUCGCUGGCCCCGCUGUGCGCCCUGAAGGAGGCGCUCCCGAUGCCCGCCCCAGCGGGCUCCGAGGCGCUGCGGAGGGGCGCUGGUUUCGUGGAGUGCGACCUAGGGCUCACGGCGAUGGUGUUGCUCGGCCGCGACGAGGAUGCCACCGAGACCUGCAGCAAGCAGGCCGGCAUCCCGUGGUCUGGCGAGGACGGGCUGCAGGCGUGCUUCGAGGGCCGCGAGGCGUUCGACAUUAUGUACAGCACGGACUACGCCGACAGCGUCGUCGCGGCCAUGCACCGCCUCACCGGCGCGAAGUUCACCGAGCCGCCGAGCAUGCCGUGGGUAUUUAUCGACGGCCAGCCGUUCACCUGCGAGGAGUCGGGCUCCUGUUCGUCGGCCCCCGGGUUCCAGAAGAGCGGCGAGCGGGGCCAGGGGUCCGGCGCCCUGCUGGAGCUCGUGCGCGGCAUGAUCGGCGACGGCCGCGGCCAGGAGCAGCGCGCCAAGGUGAAGAAGCCUCCGAAGGUAGAUUAAACUGCGGCGCGCAGCGCGCAGCGGCCACGUGCACGCCGGCAGGAGGGCGGCCGCCGACGGGGAGCGCAGGGCGGCCCCCCUCUGCCGAGCGGGGCCGUAGCUAGGUGGGGAACAGCUUUCUCCAGCGCAAGUACCGCUCGGGACGUCAUUGAGGAGGAGGAGGAGGAGGAGAGGGAUCUGAACCCUCCAAGCGGCAUCGUGCACCCUCUGCCGCGCCCAGCACGGACGACUUGGCGCGUGCAUGCCCAGCUCGCGGCUGGCGUGCGCCUGGCUGCAUUGCACGUGGGCUAUGUGCAUCCUCCCGCGCCUGUAUGUCGCUUGCCUUCAACCCUUUUUCGGCGGAGCUGCAGGCGCUGCGUUUUCCAGAGUGCCGCCAUGCCUGACCUGCAUCAAGCAAGCUGGAGUCAGCACCCUGGCUCUCGGCGGGGGGGAGGGACAAGGAAGAGAGUGAGUGACGACGGUCGCGAAGCGAAUUCGGUGGUCUACGAAGCCCGACGAGCCAACUCUGCUCGGCUGCGGACCCUAGGCCAGCGCCCUGCGAGAAUAUUGCUGAGACAUGUGGCUCGAUUGGGGCUCGUGGCCUCCUGGCACGGCUGCCCGAGACCUCUCAAACGCUGGCUGGCGAAAUGCCGUCAGGCCUGGCUUUUAUCAAGUAAAUUGGAGUCAGCACCCUGGCUGUUUGGAGGCGGCAAUUUGCCUCCUCCAAAGGCAUAUACUAAGCAGCAAAACUUUCAGGAUCUGUGGCACAGCGUCUGGGGCAUAUUGUGGAAAGCAUGGCUGCCAAGAUAGCGCGGUUUCCCGGAGUGCGGUUCGCUGCAGCAUGCCACGCGCGCUGCUUCCCCACAUGGAUUUGGCAUCGUGCCCGUCUAGGCGCGUCUGCCUCUGAUCGCCACAGAGCGUCGUCCGCAUCCAAAGACCAGAGAUUUUCCACCGAAGGUCUUUAGGGUUUAUAGAAUGCGCUGUCGCCCAGAGAUUUUCCAUCGAAGGGCGCGAGACCAGAGAGCUGCCAUCGCAGGAAAGGGGGCGGGAGCCGGGGCAGCAGCAGGAGUCCCUCCCUCCCCCCCUCCCUCCCCUCCUUCCCUUCCCUAUGGGCCCUCCCAGGAGCAGUAUAGAAGAAAAUGGAGAAGAAGAAUAGAGGACAAGAAAUGGUGGCGGAAGGCAGGGCGAGAAAGGUCGUUGUCGUCGGUCCGCAGGAGCUCUGGCCGGUCCUUCCGGCCCCCGCCCCCGCCCCCUGCCGCGCCCGCCCCAUCCGGGGCCCGAGGGGGCACUGCGCCGCCGGAGGUCUGACCAUGUCUGGCGGCGACGACGACGACGACGGCGACGCACUUCGAGGUUCGAGGAGGUUUUUCGCUUCUUUCGGCGUCUGGAGGCACGCUCAAAGCCCGGGGGCCGUCGGGAAUCAUUGCCGU